Vigna angularis (adzuki bean) is the source of this 1805-nucleotide messenger RNA. RefSeq names its product cytochrome P450 71D11. Bases 74 to 1600 code for a protein of 508 amino acids. The record is from RefSeq and is a predicted model, not a curated record. Gene Ontology annotation, molecular function: iron ion binding; oxidoreductase activity, acting on paired donors, with incorporation or reduction of molecular oxygen; heme binding. NCBI's taxonomy places the organism in Eukaryota, Viridiplantae, Streptophyta, Magnoliopsida, Fabales, Fabaceae. The transcript has 2 exons.
AAUCGUAACACUGAAGUCUUCAUUUAUCCCUGUCUAUGCAAGAAGCAACACCUUACAAUUUGUUUCCAUCUCCAUGGAUCUUCAGAUCUUUGAUAUGUUAGCUCCUAUUUCCCUUUUCUUCCUGAUGCUGGUGGCACUGAAAUUGGGGAGGAAUCUCACCAAAACCAAGCCAACUCCAAAGACACCUCCAGGACCAUGGAAGCUACCUAUCAUAGGAAAUAUACCCCAUCUUGUUACACCAACACCACACAUAAAACUAAGAGACUUAGCCAAAAACUAUGGACCCUUGAUGCAUCUCCAACUGGGAGAGGUCUUCACUGUAGUUGUUUCCUCAGCAGAAUGUGCCAAAGAGGUAAUGAAAACUCAUGAUCUUCUCUUUGCAUCAAGGCCUCUGAUUCUAGCCUCAAAGAUAAUCGGUUAUGAUGCCACAAACAUAUCUUUUUCCCCUUAUGGAAAUUAUUGGAGACAGUUGAGGAAAAUUUGCACAGCUGAGCUUUUCACUCCAAAACGUCUCAAUUCUUUCAAGCCUAUAAGAGAAGAAGAGCUCUCAAGUCUCAUCAAAAUGAUUGCUUCAGAAAAUGGCUCACCAUUCAAUCUCUCUGAGGCACUUCUCACAUCCAACUAUGCUAUAAUUUCGAGGGCAGCUUUUGGCAAGACGUGCAAAGAGCAAGAAGAAUAUAUAUCAGUGGAAAAGGAAGUGCUUAAGGCUGCAGGAGGAUUUGAUAUUGGAGAUUUGUUUCCUUCAGCCACAUGGCUCCAAAAUUUUACUGGUUUGAGGCCUACCCUUGAGAGAUUGCACCGAAAAAGUGAUCAAAUACUUGAAAACAUCAUGAGGGAGCACAAAGAUAGAAAGUCAAAAUCCAAAGAAGGUCUGGUUGAAGCAGAAGAGGACCUUGUAGAUGUCCUUCUAAAAUUUCAGGAUGAUAGUGGUGAAGAUCAGGAUAUUUGCUUGACUGAUGACAACAUCAAGGCUAUAAUUGAUAAUAUCUUUGCUGCUGGAGGUGAGACAUCGGCAACUACCAUAGAUUGGACAAUGGCAGAGAUGAUAAGGAAUCCAAGGGUGAUGAAGAGAGCACAGGCCGAAGUGAGAGAGGUAUUCAAGAUGAAUGGAAGGGUUGAUGAAACUUGCAUCAAUGAAAUGAAAUAUUUGAAGUUAGUUAUCAAAGAGACCUUGAGGUUACACCCACCAGCACCUCUUUUACUUCCAAGAGAAUGUGGACAAACAUGUGAGAUUGAUGGGUAUCAUAUACCAGUCAAAAGCAGGGUAAUUGUGAAUGUUUGGGCAAUUGGAAGAGAUCCAAACAGUUGGAGUGAGCCAGAGAGGUUUUAUCCUGAGAGAUUCAGUGAUAGCUCUGUUGACUACAAAGGGAAUAAUUUUGAGUUCAUUCCAUUUGGUGCUGGAAGAAGAAUAUGCCCAGGUAUCACAUUUGGUUUGAUGAAUGUUGAACUCACACUUGCACUUUUGUUAUAUCACUUUGAUUGGAAGCUUCCCAAUGGAAUGAAAGCUGAGGAAAUGGACAUGACUGAGCAAUUUGCACUAACUGUUAGAAGAAAAGAUUAUCUGUUUUUGAUUCCCUCCAUUGCAACACGAUGCUCAUAAACCAAUGUUAUCUAUGGUUUGUUAGGUUCACCACUGAAUAAAGUGUUUGCCUUUUAUCUUUUGUUGAUUUCGGUAGAACUGAAAAGUUAUUAAUGAUGUGCCUCAUGUUAUGGAGGCAAAUAUGAUUAUGCAAUACUUGUAAUAUUGAACUAUGCACAUAAAUUUCCUUUUGAGUGACUUUAAUCAAUGACUUGGAUUUUUAAGA